UCUAAACAUGGCGCUACUGUUUAUAUUCGCGGAUUCGACUGCACACUUUUUUUUUAAAAAACAACGCUGAGAUCAUGUUUAAUAAUGGCCCUCACGUUUUGCAGAUGCGUUCUGGCGAAAUUAAAAUGGACUGAAACACACACUGCUAUAAAACUAUACUAACCUAAUGAAGAGCAAAAGGGAACCGUGCGUGCGUGCGGUUUGUAACACCGAUCAGAAGUAAGAUGGACGAUGAAAACUUUUUGUGGAAACUCCUGGUGAAAUUCACCCAAGAGGGACAGCUGCACUCCAUCGAGGAGCUGCUGCGCGACCACGACUUCAGGACCUCCGUGCGCAACAAACACCGGGGGAAGUCGGGCGACACGCUGCUGCACCACGCAGCCCGCUACGGCCACUGCGCUGUGCUCCGCUUCCUGAUGGAGGACGUGGCCAUGGACGUGGAACUGUGCAACGCCGACUACAAGAGGGCUCUGCACGAGGCCGCGUCCGCGAGCCGCCCGCAAUGUGUGCGCUACCUCCUGGCUAGGGGGGCUCGCGUGGACUGCCUGAAAAAAGGCGACUGGACCCCUCUCAUGAUGGCUUGCACAAAGAGAGACUUAGGGGUCAUUGAAGCGCUGCUGGAGCACGGUGCAAACCCAGAACUGAAGAACAAGGAUGGCUGGAAUUGCUUCCACAUCGCCUGCAGAGAAGGGGACCCAGCAGUGGUGCGACGCCUCCUGCUGGCCAGCCCAGAGGUGUGGAACACGCAAAGCAAAAUCCUCCGAAGUCCACUGCACACAGCAGCUAUGCAUGGUUGUGAAGAAGUUGUCAGUAUUCUCCUGAAUGAAUGUGUCUACAAGGCAGAUAGCAGGGACAGCUGUGGAGUCACGCCGUUCAUGGAUGCCAUUAGGAAUGGUCACAUUAGCAUCGCUAAGCUGCUGCUGGAGAAGCAUCAGGCAUCUCCAACAGCCAUGGACUGCAUGGGUGCACAGCCGCUGCACCAUGCAUCUUUAGCGGCCCAGGAGAGGGCCCUAUACUUCAUUGUGGAGGAGCUGGGUGUGGAUGUGAAUGAAAGAGCUACUGACAUGGAGCUCACAGCUCUGCAUUAUGCUGCCAAGGAAGGCCACAUUGGUACCAUAAGGACUCUUUUUGCAUUAGGAGCAGAUCUUCAAGCAAGGGAUAAGAAAGGAAGAACAGCACUCCACAUGGCCUGUGCUGGACAGCAUGCCUCUGCAGUCCAGGCUUUGCUGGAACUGGGUCUUGCAGACACCCAGGAUGCAUCAGGGACCAAGGCCAAGCAACUUGCUAGGAAGCCAGAUGUGCUUUGCAUCUUUGACAGCUAUGAAAUGUCUAAAGCUCAAUAA
Scleropages formosus (Asian bonytongue) is the source of this 1343-nucleotide messenger RNA. RefSeq names its product ankyrin repeat domain 16 (gene ankrd16). Gene Ontology annotation, cellular component: cytoplasm. The transcript has 7 exons. The record is from RefSeq and is a predicted model, not a curated record. Bases 225 to 1343 code for a protein of 372 amino acids. Gene Ontology annotation, molecular function: protein binding. NCBI's taxonomy places the organism in Eukaryota, Metazoa, Chordata, Actinopteri, Osteoglossiformes, Osteoglossidae.